Botrytis deweyae is the source of this 1935-nucleotide messenger RNA. RefSeq lists its product as uncharacterized. The record is from RefSeq and is a predicted model, not a curated record. Lineage: Eukaryota; Fungi; Ascomycota; Leotiomycetes; Helotiales; Sclerotiniaceae. The coding region runs from base 234 to 1769 and encodes 511 amino acids. The transcript has 3 exons.
CUGGACAGAGGCAAGUUGCUGCUACUUUUUUUCUUCACACACAUUCGUUUUAUCUCACCUUUACAUUGAUCGGGUUGGAUACCUGAUCGUACGUUCCUUCAAUAGAAACCACGCUCCUUAAAUAAACAAUACCUACACUCUUUUGGCUUUGAAAGCCACCAACUAUCGCGUGAAGUCGACUUGAUCACUGCCAUCUUUGACUCCAAAAGCCACCGCGACGAACAGAAGUCAAGAUGCUGUUCAAAUCAGCCAAAGCAAUUGGUCUCGCUUUCCUAGGAUCGCUCUUCUCGCCCGCAAGCACCACAUUCGUCAUUCAAUGCUACAGUCGUCUCGUCGAUGAGCGUGUUGAUCCAGUCGUCAGUCCUGGAAUUCUCCCUGCAUCUCAUGUGCAUGCGAUUGCUGGCGGUAGUGGUUUCAGCGCCAAUAUGACAUACGCUGAUGCUCGUGCUGCCAAAUGUGGGACUUGCAAUGUGAAGGAGGAUUUGUCAAAUUAUUGGACCCCGAAGCUUUACUACAAGGCUCAGAAUGGUAGUUUCAUUUCUGUACCCAUUAAUGGAGACGACGGAUAUGGAAAUCUUGGGGGAAUGGCUAUUUAUUAUCUCCAACGUCCAGGUCCAGAUAAUGAUCCACUUGUUCCAUUUCCUGAGAAUUUUCGUAUGCUAGCAGGAGAUACAAAUCGACGAAGCUACAAUGACUCUUCCUUCGCAGACCGUGCUGUUAGUUUUCGAUGCACAGGAACUGAUCUUCAAACGAACGGAUUCCCAAACGUAAACUGUCCAGAUGGUCUUCGACUUCAGGUCACAAUGCCGAGUUGUUGGGAUGGUGUUAAUGUAACCUCUUCCGAUUACAAAUCUCACAUGUCGUAUCCUGCGGAUGGUGAUUUUGACGGCGGUCGCUGCCCAGCUUCGCAUCCUCAUCAUAUGAUGACUCUGUUCUUCGAAGUUACGUAUCGUACUGAUCUUUUCGCCAAUGAGUGGUACGGCAAUUCUCAACCUUUUAUCCUUGCUAAUGGUGAUACCACUGGUUAUGGAUUUCACGGUGACUUUGUCAAUGGCUGGGAUAUCCCAACACUCACAAAAGGCAUUAACAACUGCCUUGACGGUGAACCCGACUGUCCAAGCGAGACCUUUACCUUUUACGAACAAUCCGACACUCAAGAAUGCAAACUUGCUCCUCUGAUUAACGAACCUGUGAGCGGUACGCUCUCGGCACUUCCCGGUUGCAAUGCACCUUCUUCAGGUCCGGCGGAAUACAACCCACCAGCUUGUCCUCAAGAUAUAGCUUUAGCAAAGUCACUCCAGACUGCCCCUUCCCGCUUCAACCCCGCCGCCUCCAAGGCUCCCUCGCUCCCAAUCGGCAUCGUCGAUUUGAGUGUCUCCAAAGGCUGGACCUAUCUCGGAUGUGGAACCGACGACGCUGCAAACAGAACCUUGAAUGCCGAUUGGGAAGGAAAUAAUACAAUGACUAUCGAGACUUGUGUGAAUUUCUGUACCUCCAAAGGACAUACAUAUGCAGGAAUGGAAUUCGAAAGUCAAUGUUACUGCGGCAAUUUUCUUUCUGCAGACCGGGCACCUGUGGCUGGUAUGCUAGGUGAUUGUAUCAUGCCAUGCGCAGGAAACAGUGUCGAGAAAUGUGGUGGUAAUGCUGCAAUUACCCUCUAUCAGAAGUGUGGUGCAAAUGGAUGCGCUGCCUCUAGUGUAGCAAAAAGUGUUUCUGCUCAAUCGCAUAGUAAGAAGAGCAGUAGGGUUAUGAGGAGUUUGGGUGUUUAGACAAGAAGCGAAAUCAUAACGAUGUUGAUGUUGAAUAUCGAUAUAGAUGUGACGCAUGGAGGAAAUAAAACCAACUUACACUUCCCGUAAAUAGAUUAGACCUUUUCAAGGAGCGCACUUGCGAUGACAUUUGAAAUGGCAAAUAAAUACGAAUUAUGAGACAAAU